Messenger RNA from Daphnia magna, 889 nucleotides. RefSeq lists its product as uncharacterized. NCBI's taxonomy places the organism in Eukaryota, Metazoa, Arthropoda, Branchiopoda, Diplostraca, Daphniidae. The transcript has 2 exons. Bases 17 to 889 code for a protein of 290 amino acids. The record is from RefSeq and is a predicted model, not a curated record.
AGUAGCUAAACUACUUAUGUUUAAAGACGGCAUCGAUGCCAAAACACUGGUGGAAUCGGAUGAUUUCAAAACAGGCAUAUCCUCCCACAUCCAACAUGAUGUCUGGGCUACACAAUUAGCUAAUUCUAGCAAACAACUGGUCACUACCCAAGACACCAUCAAGAAGGCUAUUAGCCACGGGCUCGAUAAUAUCACUUCGGUGGUGAGCAAAAAAAUACAACAGGAAUUCCGGAACCAGAAUUUCCGACGUAACAACUGGCGUGACGACGACUAUGACAGACAAUCAUAUCGCCGCCCGGAUGAUUACAGCCGGAACCAGCGUCAAGCUGAGCAACCAAUGUAUCAACCAACCAUUGGUACACCAACUAUAGCCAUCAACCCAGCCCCACAACAGCUCAACCAGCAGCUGGCAGCCCCACAGGGCUAUUGGAACCCGGCAAUCGCCAACCAACCAACAGGCUUAGUCUAUGCCUCACCUCAACCGGUUCAGCAACAACCGGUUCAGCAACGUACUGAAAUUCCGUACCGUAAUUUUAUAACAAGGGUCAGCACGGGCUACAAACCCCAUAUCUACCCGACCGUUAAGGCAUUAAAUCGGAUGCUCCGAAACCAGGUCCUUAUAAACCAAUCUCACUACAAUAUCUCUGAUGAAGAGAUUGAGGCCCUCUGCCUCGGACUUAACUUCAUACCAUCGGACAUUAGUCCGGAAGCGAAAGAAGCCAACUCCAGCAACCUUAACCAAGGUGUCAGCAAACUAAUUAGAGCAAUCAACAUCAGCCUACAUUUUGGAGAUAACUCCAGUACGAAUACAAGGAAGGGACGACUAACUAAGUUCCUCCCGAGCACUUGGGACCCCCUACCCGAUCAUGGACACAAAUUCCAGCUGUGA